CAAUUUUAUUCAAUCUUUGUUCAAUCCACCGCCGUCAUUUAACCUUCUACAGUGCUGUAAUUUUGUUUUUCCUGCGCUCUCUUUCUCUUCCUUCCUUUAGCUCAACCCUUCUAUAUUCGCCUACUUCAUCUCUGACAUUGGAACUUCUAUCCCCCUUGGUCAGGGUUACUUGCGCAGUGCGAAAGAAACCCUGCAGCUCGUAUUAUUGUGGUGGUAGUAGUAGUAGUAGUAGUGGCAGUAUUAUAGUAGCGGCGGCGCAAUUGCUGAAGCCAAGCCGUCGGCAUGGCGAGAACGAAACAACCCAACCCGGUCGAGCGCACGCCGUCCUCGGAAUAUGUCACGAAGCGAAACGGCACGCCGGCCAAGAGAACCGUCAGUUUCAAUAUAGCCGAUCAAGCCAAGUCCAAUGGCAGCGCGCCGGUCAGCAAAAGUCCGGUCGCGCCGGUAGAGACUGAGAAGCAGGAAGCCGGCGUGCUACAGCUUGUCAUUGCUGUUGCCGGCAUAUAUGGCUCGUUCUUGACGUGGGCCUUCCUGCAAGAACGAUUGACGACGACCCCGUACGGUCCCCAAGGCAAGACCGAGGUCUUCAAAUAUCCCGUCUUCCUGAACACGAUCCAGUCCCUCUUCGCCGCGGCCACGGGCGCCAUCUAUCUAUACUUCAGCACACCGCGCAACUCUCCCAUCCCGCCCGUGUUUCCUUCCCAGCGCAUCCUCGCGCCCCUCAUCCUCGUCGCCUUGACCCAGUCGCUCGCCUCGCCCUUUGGCUACGCCAGUCUCGCCCACAUCGACUACAUCACCUUCCUGCUCGCCAAGUCCUGCAAGCUGCUCCCCGUCAUGUUUCUGCACAUCACCUUGUUCCGCAAGCGCUACCCGCUGUACAAGUACCUCGUCGUCGCAGCCGUCACCGCCGGCGUCGCCGUCUUCACCCUGCAUUCCGGCAAGAAGUCCAAGAAGCACGCGACGCCCGAACACGAGCGCAACGUGCCCUGGGGCAUGCUGCUCCUGUCCAUCAACCUGUUGUUCGACGGCCUCACCAACAGCGUCCAGGACUGGAUCUUCACCUCCUUCAGGGGGUACACCGGCCCCCAGAUGAUGUGCGCCAACAACAUCAUGAGCACGGCCGUCACGGCUUCUUAUCUGGUCCUUAGCCCAUACCUGGUGCAUACAGGCGUCGGCGAGUGGCUAGGCAUGGACGUCACGGGCAGCUCUGGCGAGUUGAGCGAGGCAUUGGGCUUCAUGGCUAGACACCCGUCUGUCUGGACCGACGUGUUGGGCUUUGCCGCCUGCGGUGCCGUGGGACAGGUCUUCAUUUUCUACACUCUCUCCACCUUCUCCUCGGUUCUCCUCGUCACCGUCACCGUUACGCGCAAGAUGUUCACCAUGAUCCUCUCCGUCGUUGCCUUCGGCCACAAGUUGAGCCAAAUGCAGGUCCUGGGCGUCGGGCUGGUGUUCGGCGGCAUCGGCGUCGAGGCCGGGAUCGCGCGGCAGGAGAAGAUCACCAAGGAACAGGCCAAGAAGAAGGCCGCCCUCGAGACCAAGAGUAGAUAGACGAAAGCCAACAUCCCGUGAGGCCAAAGAUUUGUUCAGGCUUGCAGUUAAUACUAGGGGGUUUUUUUUUCUUGUGUAUAUGUAUAUAUGUGGAAAGACACCAGAACAAAUGAUAUCCCCUCAGAAUUUCGGAAAGCAGCUGAACACAAGUUGAAAUAUGCAAACUUUCAUGGCGAGCGAAUGUGAUACUAAAUCGGGGGGGC
This is a messenger RNA of Truncatella angustata, 1751 nucleotides long. RefSeq names its product UAA transporter family-domain-containing protein. Gene Ontology annotation, biological process: UDP-galactose transmembrane transport. Gene Ontology annotation, cellular component: endoplasmic reticulum membrane; Golgi membrane. The coding region runs from base 283 to 1548 and encodes 421 amino acids. The record is from RefSeq and is a predicted model, not a curated record. The transcript has 2 exons. Lineage: Eukaryota; Fungi; Ascomycota; Sordariomycetes; Amphisphaeriales; Sporocadaceae. Gene Ontology annotation, molecular function: UDP-glucose transmembrane transporter activity; UDP-galactose transmembrane transporter activity.